Molecule: messenger RNA, 1379 nt
Organism: Bactrocera tryoni
Lineage: Eukaryota; Metazoa; Arthropoda; Insecta; Diptera; Tephritidae
Product: trypsin alpha-3-like
Exons: 2
Coding region: 99-989 (296 amino acids)
Biological process (GO): proteolysis
Molecular function (GO): serine-type endopeptidase activity
Source: RefSeq, a predicted model, not a curated record
AACUCACAAAUGCGAAACGCCGAUUUCGAUAAACUCCACAGGUGUAUAAAAGCACUACGCGCCCACGGGAACGCAUUCAGUUGUGCCAGUGACUUACUAUGUGUCAAUUUAGUGGACAAUUAGUUUUGCAAUUAAUAUUAUGUUUGGCAUUUGGCCAUAUUUAUGGCCAACAAAUGUUCGAGCGUAUUGUUGGCGGGAUAGCGGUGACACAAAAGAAAUAUCCAUAUUAUGUGCGUCUGCACUAUCGGGGAGAGUUCAAUUGCGGCGGUUCGUUGGUGCGGAAUAAUGCUGUACUCACGGCAGCACACUGUGUGAAGGACCCCAGUGGGAAGGACCUCAGUGUGGAGGCACUGAGCGUACACGCGGACACCAUAAAUUUGGGCGACACUGGAGUGGUGAGAACGAUCAAGUACGCGCAGGUUCCAAAAGAAUACGAUGCGAAGACUCUAAAUUAUGAUGUAGCGGUGUUGAUACUCUCUUCUACCAUACCGAGUGCAUCGGUGAUACCAUUGGGUAGGAGCGCGGUCGCUGCCGGUACGAAGUGCCUAGUUAUUGGUCAUGGGGACACCGAAGAAAAGACGCCGGUCUUCUCACGACAAUUACAAGAGAUCCAAGUACCUGUUGUGAGUCGGGCAGUUUGUCAGCGCGAAUAUUACGGUAUCCGCGUUAUUACACAAUAUAUGAUGUGCGCUUCGGAACCGGGCAAAAAGGAUUCGUGUACGGGUGAUUCUGGCGGUCCGAUGAUAUGCAACGGUAAACAGGCUGGCAUUGUUUCGUGGGGUGAGGGUUGUGGGCGUGUCGAAUAUCCGGGCGUUUACACAGAUAUAAGCAAGGUGUAUGGUUUCAUUGAAAACACACUUAAAAUGUAUCCCAACAAAUUCCGCCUACAUUCAUUUGCCGGCCAGAAUUCAGCCAUUAUAACAAAGCAAUUCAAAAUGGCAAAAGAGCAGAACGGCGCGAGGAAGCGGAAGAGGGAAAAAAUCAACUAGGAAAAGUACAUAAAACGCAAUCACAAUCAUCGACAAUAAUCUGCAGCAGCAGCGGCAGUGGCAGCGGCAGCAGUACACAAAAAGUGCUUAUUAUAAAAAUUCACAGUUUUCAAUGAGAUGCAAAUAAAAAGCGAACAAAAAAAAACAACAACGACAAAAACGGGAAAAUAAAAACAAGAGGCAAGCAAAAAAUGCGCGCUGAAAUGGCUUUUAAAAAUCAUAAUGGCAGCUAGUAACAAGAGUUUGAAAUACAGCACAAAAAUCCGCACCGCAGCAAGCAAAGCGCGCGAGCACACCCACCCCACGCCACCACGCGCGCUCACAACUACCAACCCAACGAACAAACAACGGCACACCACCACGCGGCGCAUCGUGCCGCCAGCCGGGGCU